Messenger RNA from Gadus macrocephalus (Pacific cod), 2417 nucleotides. Its product is annotated as MAM domain-containing glycosylphosphatidylinositol anchor protein 1-like. The record is from RefSeq and is a predicted model, not a curated record. Gene Ontology annotation, molecular function: protein binding. NCBI's taxonomy places the organism in Eukaryota, Metazoa, Chordata, Actinopteri, Gadiformes, Gadidae. Gene Ontology annotation, cellular component: membrane. Gene Ontology annotation, biological process: nervous system development.
AUGGCUGCGAUAGAACUGCACACCUCCAUGUUUCAAAAGGAACCUAUAUUCACGUACUGCAGUGCAGACCUGGACACGCCAGUGCUGACGGUGCACCAGACCAUCAGCGACGUGCGCGGCAGCUACUACCAGGAGAAGACCGUCUUCCUGCGCUGCACCGUCAACUCCAACCCCCCGGCGCGCUUCAUCUGGAAACGAGGGAACACGCCCAUCGAGCAGAGCAAGGACAACGGAGUGGACAUCUACGAGCCUCUGUACACACAGGGUGAGACCAAGGUGCUGAAGCUGAAGAACCUGAGGCUCAAGGAUUUCGCCAACUACACCUGCCAGGUGUCCGUCCGCAACGUGUGCAACAUCGAGGACAAGUCCGUCACCUUCCGCCUCACCAAUGGAACCACCGCCCCGGCCCUGCGGCUGUCCGUCAACGAGACGUUGGUGGUGGACCCCGGGCGUGACGUCACCAUGAACUGCGAGGUGAUAUCGGGCUUCCCCCGGCCCACCGUCACCUGGUCCCGCUACCCGGGCGCCCUGCCGCUCAGCGCCCAGGUGCGGGGCAGCGCCCUGGUGCUGCGCGCCGUCACCCCCGCCGACGCCGGCUUCUACAACUGCACGGCGGUCAACAACGUGGGGAACCCCGCCCGCCGCAACGUCAACCUGGUGGUCCGCUACCCUCCCAUGCUGGACCCCGUGUUCCAGGACGUCCGCUCCAGGAACUACCAGUUUGUGACGCUGCGCUGCGGGGUGCUGCGCUCCAGCCCCCCGAGGCUCACCAACGUACGAUGGUACCGCAACGGGGAGCUGGUCCGCAUGCCGCUGGACCCCAAGGACGUGCCGGAGUACAAGUUCAAGCUGGAGCCCAGCAACAACGGCUCGUACGAGUGCCGCGUCAGCAACGCCGCAGGCACCUCGGCCUGCACCUUCGACGUCUCUGCGAGGCCGUAUGAUGCUGAGUUCUACUUCGACACGCCCAACCCCAUCCGCAUCCUGAAGGGGAACAACUACUCCUUCAACCUGCAGUGGACUCAGAGGGACCCGGAGGCCACCGACCGCAUCAUAGGCUACUGGAUCAACGUCCGCAAGAACAAGCAGAACCUGCUCUCCAAGCAGGUCGACCUGAAGGGCGUCGAGCCCGUGAAGGGGGUCCUGCAGUCCUACGCCAUCGCCGACCUGCGGAUCCCCCUCUCCUACGAGGUCCGCCUGGCCCCCAUCACCACCUACAGCAUCGGAGACUACGUCAGCCGCACCAUACAGUACUCUGAACCCUACACAUACCCAAGAUCAUCAGACCACGUGUGCGGCUUUGAGGAUGAACGGAUAUGUGGAUUCUCUCAGGACAGGACAGACAUGUUUGAUUGGACGAGACAAAACCGCCUGACCCAGAAUCCUAAGCGAUCGCCCAACACUGGCCCAGAGACGGACCGCAGUGGAACCAAAGAGGGUUACUACAUGUACAUCGAAGCAUCGCGGCCCCGGGCCCCCGGAGACAAGGCGCGCCUCCUGUCCCCUCUGUUUAACGUGACGUCGGUGAAGGGGCCCAAGGGCUCUGGAAGGGUCCCCUACUGUGUGUCCUUCUAUUACCACAUGAAGGGCAAACACAUUGGAACCCUCAAUGUGCUGCUGAGAGUGAGGAGCAUAGCGUACGUGGACUCGGUAGCCUGGUCCAAGUCUAGCCACCAGGGACCAGACUGGAAGAAGGCCCUGUUUGACAUCAGCCCCAGCGGACCCUUCCAGAUAAUGUUUGAGGGAAUCCGGGACGUGGGCUAUGAAGGGGACAUCGCCAUCGAUGACGUGUCCAUCACCAAAGGAAAGUGCAAGCAAGACAAUUCUGUGGCCAACUCAGUUCUGAUUGGGGGUUCCGCUAAACUGCACCCGCAACUAUUGGGCAGCUGGACGACCUUUGCUCUCCUCUGCUUCCUGCACUACAGAUGAUGAGUAAUGGUCGAUCAACUGACAGACUGUCUCGAGUGGCGCUCUUAUCCUUCCCGAGCCACCGCCAGUGUCCUUUCUUAACCCCCCCCCCCCCCCCCCCCCCCCUUCUUCGUCUCCAUUCAUUUAACAAUCCAUUCACUCCUCCCCCUUCACUCUUUCAUCAUUUCAUUCCCUUCUCUUCCAUUCCUUCUCCCCUUUCAUCCAUCCUUUGUCUGUCCAUCGAUAACAAAUAUUUAGAUAUGAUUUAUAAAUGCUUAUUGUUCAACGUUCUGCCAUCAGUCCGUCUAGACCGCACGCGCGCCCACAUUGUACCGUCAUCGGCGGCUGACAUGGUGUAUAUUAUAUUUAUAAACAUACGUAUAUGCUAUACGGCAGUGAGACCGUACCAUGCACUUCCCCCUCCCCCGCCCCUUGCUUCCUUCAACUCAAUUCCCUGAUCUUCACGUUCCUACGAUUCAUUCAACCCCCCCAGCGCUCCCCCCCCCCCC